Molecule: messenger RNA, 2519 nt
Organism: Harpia harpyja (harpy eagle)
Lineage: Eukaryota; Metazoa; Chordata; Aves; Accipitriformes; Accipitridae
Gene: CD320
Product: CD320 molecule
Exons: 5
Coding region: 106-621 (171 amino acids)
Molecular function (GO): protein binding
Source: RefSeq, a predicted model, not a curated record
AUUGGUGGCGGGCAUGCCCGCGCGCGUGCGCUCUACUAGCGCGCGGCCGGCUUUAUAGGAGCGCGGCGGCGCCGGCGCCGGGUCUUACCGGUGGGGGCCCGCGGUAUGGCGGUGCUGCCGGUACUGCCGGUGUUGCUGGUGCUGCCGGUGCUGCCGCUGCCGGUGCCGCCGCUCCCGUCAGAGAACGCAUCCCUGUCCGGCUGCCCCCCGGGCCUGUUCCAGUGCAAGCCCGGCGACGUCUGCUUCCGCCUGGAGUGGCUCUGCGAUGGGCACCCCGACUGCGAGGACGAGGGGGACGAGCAGGACUGCGGGACGGACACCCCGGCGGAGCCGAGCCCUGACGGCUUUCGGGUGACCCCGCCGCGGAGCUCGGCGGUGCUGCCCACCGGCAGCGCAGAGGCUUCAGUUACGCCUAUGCCUGGGGGCUCUGUGCCAUCGAGGAAUCAAGGCCGCAGGUGGAUCUUGAUUAUUGCAGUGCUCCUGAGCAUCUUGGUAGCUGUGGGUUCUAUUCCUGUGUGGAGCCUGUCCAAAGCAAAAAGCAGAUCUGACAUCUUCAGUCUUGAAAAAGCAUCCAGGGAACAGCUGAUGCCUGACAAGAGCCAGACAGGCUCAUUUCCCUGAAUGGUCUUUACCAUGAGGUGAGAAGGUGGGACUAGCCUGGUCUCCCUACUGCUCACCACAGAGGCUGACUGAAUUGGACAUAAGCUCUCAAAUCUGGGUUAUUACACUGGAAUAACAAGAGGAUGCUCCCCUUGGAAAUGGGUCUUAGAUUUUGGGACUACUUUGGCUCUGGAAAUAGCACAGGACCUACCCUGGCGCUGUGAAAUCACCCGUCACAAAGGUGGUAGAAAUUUCUUCAUUGUUCUUGCCUCCAGGCGUUGUUAAUGCUAAUUCUCACCAGUGUGGCCUUGGGCCCAAAGAUUUUAUUCUCCAUGAAAUGACAGAUGCUAGGUGCUAUUCAACUGUUUCCUUCCACUUCCAGCCAAGAGACUUUUUUCACUUGCCCCAUUCUUCCCCGUGGAUUUUGUCAGGGAAUAGGGGCUUUCUCAUCUGUUUCAGUAGGAGCUCACUAACUCCGCACAGAUCAGAUGUAUACUCCAUGUUUGCGCCAGUGUUUUGAUGCUGCCCAGUCUGACGUACAGGAAGCUUUUACUGACAGGUCAACCACAGGGGUGAAAGUUAAAAAGCUUCCUGUCUGCUCUGGCUUUGCUGCGCUGCUACCUGGAGUCAGCGUGGGGCAAGCAGCUUCUCAGCACACUCCCUUCCAGCAAGGAUCUCCGCCCUUUGCAGAACUGCACUUUCCACCCCAGUGCUGAAUCCUGGAUGUUGCUUCUCUUAAAACUGUUAAUGGUGUCUUCCUUAAAACUGUUUUGACAUGAGUGGUGUCCCUCAAGGGUCUGUACUGGGACCAAUGCUAUUUAAUAUCUUCAUCAGUGGCAUGUAUAGUGGGAUUGAGUGGACCCUCAGCAAGUCUGCAGAUGACACCAACCUGAGUGGUGCAGUUGACUCAUUUGGGGGAGGGGAUGCCAUCCAGAGGGACCUUCAGGCUGGAGGAGUGGGCCCGUGUGAACCCCAUGAAGUUCAACAAGGCCAAGUGCAAGGUCCUGCACCUGGGUCAGGGCAAUCCCUGGAGAAGAGAAGGCUCCAGUGAGACUUUAUUGUGUCUUUUCAAUAUACAAAGGAAGCUUGUAAGAAAGAUGGAGAGAGGCUUUCUACCAAGGCCUGUAGUGACAGGACAAGGGGCGACAGUUAUAAACUGAAAGAGGGUAGAUUUAGAUUGGACAUAGGGAAGAAAUGUUUUACGAUGAGGGUGGUGAAACACUGGAACAGGUUGCCCAGAGAAGUUUUGGGUGCUCCAUCAUUGGAAGUGUUCAAGGUCAGGUUGGACGGGGCUGUGAGCAACCUGAUCUAGCAAAGAUGUCUCUGCCCAUGGCAAGGGGAUUGGAAAUAGAUGAUCUUUAAAGGUCCCUUCCAACCCAAACAAUUCUGUGUUUCUACUGAGGUUUUGAGUGUUUGGCUUUUUUUUUUUUUUUUUUUUCUCCCAGCUUGAAAUAACUCAUGUCUUGGAUCAAACACUGUCUGUGCAUUGUGACGUGUGUAGCUUUUUCCGAACAGCUGAGUGCUGUACACUUUUCAGAAGAACUGGCAGCCCAGGGAGGAAAUCACUGACCAGUGCCUCUAGUUCAGUGUUGACCACAUACUCCUUGCACAAGUGUUCACUAAGUGCAAAGAAGAUAGAAAGCUGCUGCCUAGGCUGCUGAUCUCUGUGCCUUAAAGGUGAGAACUUGGCUUGCCAAGCAGACACCGGUCAUCAGCCUUAGAGCAGGAGUCUUCCACUCCUGGACAGUGUGUGUGUGCUGCUAUACCCCACAGGAGAAACUUCUAUAUGUGGUAUGGAGUACUGAGUUAUUCCAAGAAGUUAUUUGCAAGGGUGCACACAACGUUGCUUCUGUUUCCACAGGGACAAGUGGAAAUAACUGUUGGUGAAUGACACAGGGGAAUAAAGAACUUGAAACUAA